CGGACGUAGUGACUGUCCCCCCCAUGAUGACAGGGUUUGGGUGAGGUGGGGGAGAAGCGGAAGGGCUUACAAUUUAUAAGAGCCAAGAUCAGAACUUGAAUACUCAGAAAGACGGAGAUCUUCUCUAGUUGGAAUCCUCAUUCACCCUACGCUUGCUGUGUGAGCAAGACUGCUUUGGGUUGGUACUCUGCUAUCUGAUCAGGCAAGCAGUGAGAUUACAGAGCUGGGUGUAAAAGUUUGUGCAGACAGAAUCUAAGCUUGACUUCUGAAGAACAAAACGAAGGUGGAAUACUGAAGAUGCAGUCCAGCCUGGUUAUAGCCGCUCUUUUCUGUUUGACCACCUGGAUGAGCAUGGUCCAUGCAAUCUAUAGACCUGGAGCAAGCUGUUGUGUCCAGUGGUCCAAAACCAGAGUCCCACUCGAACGAAUUGUGAAUUACACCAUUCAGUCCGAAGAUUCCUGUCGCAUCAAAGCAGUACUGUUACGGACAGUGCGUGGAAAGACAAUUUGUGCCAACCCCGAUGGUGAUUGGACAAAACAAGCAAUUCAGAAGGUGGACAAUGAGUCAAGGGCGCUGCAGGAGAAAAGGCAGAAUGAAGAGGGAUCAGCAAGUGAGAUGACACCAGUGGCAUCCACAGCAUCCACAAAAUCACAAAGCACCCCUCGGAAGAAUGGCAGGAGGGGGAAAGGACAGAAGAGAAAGUACAGGAGAGGGAACAGGAGACAGAGAACGCAUGCUUAAAAAAACACAAGACAAUUUAAUGUUACUACAGUCAGCUCAGCACAGUUUGCUGUGGUUUAUUCAACUUGUCCUGCUUUAUUUCUUCAACAGUAGAUAACAUUUAUAUAAAUAAAUUACAAAAAUAACAUAUCAGCAAUACUUUAUAUACGUAUAUAUAUAUUCCUUGUUAUUCCUUGUUUUCAUAUCAUGUUUACAUAAACAUACAAAAAAUAUGUAUUUAAAGCUUCACUGUCGACUGCCAAUAAAGCACUUUUUGUGAUAUAUUGUUUUUUUUGUUAUAAGCAGUUAAAACACAAUUUAAUCAGCAUUUGUGGAAUAAGUUCUUGUGAACUCCGAUUCAAAUUGUCUUUGCUUGUACCUUUAACGGCACACUAACCACUACCCUGUUUUCUGUGUCAGCCUGAACCUGCUCACUCUCAAUCUACUAUAAUAAA
Molecule: messenger RNA, 1175 nt
Organism: Archocentrus centrarchus (flier cichlid)
Lineage: Eukaryota; Metazoa; Chordata; Actinopteri; Cichliformes; Cichlidae
Product: C-C motif chemokine 20-like
Exons: 3
Coding region: 298-741 (147 amino acids)
Biological process (GO): immune response
Cellular component (GO): extracellular region
Molecular function (GO): chemokine activity
Source: RefSeq, a predicted model, not a curated record